AUGAGUUCGCACGAGUCGCAUCCGCCACAGGCCGGUGGCUUCCGGGACCAUCUUCCGGACCUGAGCACCCCGCGCUUCACCACUAUGAGGAGGCAGGAUGCGCACGAGUAUGCAAAUGCCUUCAGUGAGAGCGGCCAGCCCCCCUGGCUGCAUGCUCUCUACUUGCACUGGCGUGACCUGUUCAAGGAGCCGUUUCGCGGGGUUACCACGGAUGGCAAGGUGCGCGACGGGCUCUACAGCGUGCAGGAUGAAGGCGUCCCGGUCGGGCAGAUUGCGGAAGCCGCGGGCACGUUGCUCUCCAAGCUCACAAAGGAGCAGCGCGAGAAGACGCUCUACCAUGUCGAUUCUCCUGAGUGGCGGUCCUGGUCGAACCCAGAGUUCCUGCUGAGCGACAAGGGCAUCAGGCUGGAUGAGUUCGCAGAGGACCUGCGCAACGGCGUCCUGGCGGUCCUCGAGAGUGCCCUGUCCCCUGAGGGCUACCAGAAGGCAAUCAGCGCAAUGCGCGUCAACCACUUCCUUGGCGAGCUGAUUCAAGCCCCGGCCGUGAUAAACGAGUUUUCAUAUAACUUUGUCUUAUUCGGGGAGCCGUCUGCCUCCCGCCUCUGGGGCUUCUCAUUUUACGGACAUCAUCUAUGUCUCAACAUCGUCCUAUACCAAUCUCAAAUCUUCGUCGCGCCGUGGUUUACGGGCUCGGAGCCUAACUUCAUCGACGACGGCCCGCACAAGGGAACUCGUACCUUAGAAAGAGAGGAACUUCUAGGCCUCGAGCUGAUGCAGGAUCUUUCCCCGGAGCAACAGGCAAGGGCGCAGGUCUACAAGCACAUGAAGGACCCAGAGAUGCCCUGGGGUAGGUGGAACCAUGACGACCAGCGCCACCUCUGCGGCGCCUACCGUGACAACCGAAUCGUGCCAUACGAGGGUAUCCUCGUGUCUGAAAUGUCGGAGAAGCAGCAGGACCUGAUCCUCGGGAUCCUUCACGAGUACCUGCUGUACCUACCCCGCAAAGCACGACAGAUGCGACUCGACCAUGUGAAGAGCUGGUUCCACGAGACGUACUGGUGCUGGAUCGGCGGGUACGGCAACGAGGACCCGUUCUACUACAGGGUCCAGAGCCCUGUCAUUAUUGUCGAAUUCGACCACCAUUCGGGCGUGUUUCUGACAAAUAGCGAGCCAGCCAAGUUUCACAUCCACACGCUGCUGAGGAUGCCCAACGGGGGCGACUAUGGAAACGCAAUACGACCAAUGACAGACCCCUACAAGCAGGAGUUUACCUGGGCUGGAUGA
Messenger RNA from Emericellopsis cladophorae, 1284 nucleotides. RefSeq lists its product as uncharacterized. NCBI's taxonomy places the organism in Eukaryota, Fungi, Ascomycota, Sordariomycetes, Hypocreales, Bionectriaceae. The coding region runs from base 1 to 1284 and encodes 427 amino acids. The record is from RefSeq and is a predicted model, not a curated record. The transcript has 2 exons.